UUAUUUAUUUAUUUUGACAAAGUGAGUGCCUUCACUGGUCAUUUGUGUCUUGGGCCAUUAUCACAGUUCUCAGUUCUCACUACUCCGGCCGAUACACCAGUUAUACUCCACCUGUUUCGAACCGAACUCCAGUUUCUUGGUGAAGGAAUGGGUUGCCAAACACCCAUGAGCAGUGAGCGUUUAAGAGCAUAUUGGACUCCAGCAAUGGAACGCUACUUUAUUGAUCUUAUGUUAGAUCAUAUGCAUAGGGGUAACAGAGUUGGACAUACUUUCAACAAACAAGCAUGGGCUGAUAUGCUUAGCAUGUUCAGUGCAAAAUUUGGAACUCAGCAUGAUAAAGAUAUUUUGAAGAAUCGUUACAGUACUUUGUGGAAACAAUUUAAUGAUGUCAAGAAUCUUCUUGACCAGAGUGGGUUUUUGUGGGAUGAUACUCAGCAAAUGGUAGUAGCUGAGGAUUAUGUUUGGGAUACUAUACUAAGGCCCAUUCAGAUGCACAAUAUUACAGGAAUAAACCUCUUAUGAACUUCAGUGAUUUGUGCUUGAUAUAUGCGUAUGCAACUGCAGAUGGAAGAUACAGUCGUUCAAGUCAUGAUAUAGACUUUGAUGAUGAAAUCCA
Molecule: messenger RNA, 616 nt
Organism: Camellia sinensis
Lineage: Eukaryota; Viridiplantae; Streptophyta; Magnoliopsida; Ericales; Theaceae
Source: RefSeq, a predicted model, not a curated record